Messenger RNA from Mycena indigotica, 222 nucleotides. Its product is annotated as RmlC-like cupin. The transcript has a single exon. Bases 1 to 222 code for a protein of 73 amino acids. The record is from RefSeq and is a predicted model, not a curated record. NCBI's taxonomy places the organism in Eukaryota, Fungi, Basidiomycota, Agaricomycetes, Agaricales, Mycenaceae.
AUGAAAGGCAAGAAAGGGUACAUCCACGUCGUUCAAACAAGCGGGUACAACACAGGUGCAGCUGCUGGCGCAAGUAUCCGUGUCAUUGGCGCCCCUGGUGUGGAAUCCGAGCUCAAGGAAGGUGAUGGCGCGUAUCUCCAUUUCGACAACGGAGGAGUCGAGCUGAAAGUCGAAAACAUUGGUGAUAAAACCGGUGAAAUCCUGCUCUUCGAUCUCGAAUGA